AGAAUCGAUGUGUAGGAUGCCUAACCAUCCUCCUUGAAAGAGUUUUGUUAGGAGGAUGGGAUGGGUGAUUAAUAAUAUUAUUCCAAAAAGUUAAAAUAUUUUUUUAUGUAAGUAAUGUAGUUAUGGAAAACCUCUCAAGACUGAAAAGGCAUUAUUAACAACAGUGUUCAUAAAAAAUUUCUCAAUAGCUCCAUUUCCUUUCAUCCAUAGUCGACAGGAAAAUGAGCUUUUCUGCUUUCUUCAAACGAAAACCUGCGAGGGAAGAAAAUAACAUCGCUAUAAUCGGAACUCCAACCAACGUGAAUCACGAUAUUCAUGUAACUGUCAAUGAAAAGGGCAUAUUAACGGGUCUGCCUUCUGCUUGGAUGAGACAGAUAGGAACUCAGAUAACCAAAGAUGAACAGUUGGAAAAUCCACAGAUAGUUAAGCAAGUUCUUCAAUACUAUAACUACUCCAUAAAGAAAGGAACUGAAAAUGUUCAGGAAUAUAAGCAUAUUGUCACUGAGAAGGAUAUCGUGGAAGAAUCUAAACAGAUUGAUCUCUAUAUGCAUUCCAAGGAUGCCCACAAAAGUAAGGAGUCAAUUUUAUCAGGAAAAUCUGAUGAGAGUCCAAGGGUGAAAGAAGAUUCUAACAAAAGUACUGACAAUAGGUCUUCAUUUCCAUCCAGACCUCCAAGGAAAAUUGAUGGGACCAACCUAGUCCAGACAAAAAAUUUAGCUCAAAACUUAGUAGAUCUAACAUUAGUUGACAAGGAUAAAAAUGAUGAUAUAGAGAUAAGAAACAAAUCUGAGACGAACUCGGAUCUUUCCGACGACGAUUUCCUGAGAAGGCGAUCAGGAUUGUCAGACGAAGACUACAUGGCUGAAAUAAAAAAUAUUUGCAACCCUGGCGACCCCUAUGACUACUAUGAGAGAUGCAAUAAGGAUUUGGGUUCGGGGGCCUCUGGAAUGGUGUUUGCUGCUGAGUGCCGAAAAAACGGACAACUCGUGGCAAUUAAAGAUAUCGAUAUGACAAAGCAACACAAGAAAGAUCUUUUGCUGAGCGAGAUAAAAAUAAUGAAGAAUUUCAAACAUAAAAACUUGGUCAAUUUCCUGGAUGCAUUUGUAGUCUACGAAGAUCACUUGUGGGUAGUGAUGGAGUUGCUAGAUGGAGGCCCAUUGACUGAUGUCGUUACAGAAACUGUUAUGAAAGAGGGACAGAUUGCUGCUGUCUGUUUUGAAGUAUUGCAGGCCAUCAACUACUUGCACGACAGGGGUACUAUUCACAGAGACAUCAAAUCUGACAAUGUUUUGUUGGGUAUGGAUGGCACGGUGAAAGUGACAGAUUUUGGAUUCUGUGCAAACGUAAUAGGAAAUGAGCAAAGGGAAACCAUGGUUGGGACCCCAUACUGGAUGGCUCCAGAAGUAGUAACCCGGCAGAAAUACGGCAAGAAAGUCGAUAUUUGGUCGCUGGGGAUUAUGAUUGUGGAAAUGCUUGAUGGAGAGCCUCCUUAUCUCCGAGAGCCCCCUUUACGUGCCUUGUAUUUAAUAACAGCUAACGGUAGACCAAAGAUUAUAAGAUGGAUGGAACUUUCUUCCAAGUUACAGAGUUUUAUUGAUUUGUGCCUUCAAGUAGAUGUUGACAAACGAGGUACCGCGAAAGAUUUGCUGAACCAUGAAUUCCUUCAGAACCGCAUGGAACUAAAAACACUCACUCCUCUCAUUAAAGCAGCAAAGAAAAUGUUGCAUAAAACAUAAGAUACUAAAGAAGGAUAUUUUCAUCUAGUUUAUAACUGAAAUAUAUAUUUUUUGAAAUGUUGUAUUCCCCCUACUUAUAGUUGACAAAGGCUAUUUUUAAAGAAAUUUUACAAAGUUUCAGAUUUACAUAUCUAUUCAACAUUACCUUGUAUUUAUAUAUUUUAUUGCAGAAAUUACAUUUUUUAAUGGAA
Molecule: messenger RNA, 1927 nt
Organism: Leptinotarsa decemlineata (Colorado potato beetle)
Lineage: Eukaryota; Metazoa; Arthropoda; Insecta; Coleoptera; Chrysomelidae
Gene: Pak3
Product: p21 (RAC1) activated kinase 3
Biological process (GO): protein phosphorylation
Molecular function (GO): protein kinase activity; ATP binding
Source: RefSeq, a predicted model, not a curated record